Molecule: messenger RNA, 772 nt
Organism: Suricata suricatta (meerkat)
Lineage: Eukaryota; Metazoa; Chordata; Mammalia; Carnivora; Herpestidae
Gene: RARRES2
Product: retinoic acid receptor responder 2
Exons: 6
Coding region: 161-652 (163 amino acids)
Biological process (GO): inflammatory response; regulation of lipid catabolic process
Molecular function (GO): signaling receptor binding
Source: RefSeq, a predicted model, not a curated record
GGGGCCGAACUUCGGAUUGGGAGGUGGGGGGCAGGAAAAGGCUGAACGCUUGCCACAGUCAGCCAGGGAAGGGCGGCAGAGACCCUGAGGCACAGGAGAGGAGCUGCAGGGCCAGGGAGCUGAACACACUCUGCGCAGGGCCAGGGUGACAGGCGAAGCCAUGUGGCAGCUGCUGAUCCCACUGGCCCUAUGGCUGGGCAUGGUGGGCCUGGGCAGAGCGGAGCUCACAGCGGCCCAGCAGCGGGGCCUGCAGGUGGCCCUGGAAGAAUUCCACAAGCACCCACCCGUUCAGUGGGCCUUCAAGGAGAUUGGCGUGGACAGCGCCACGGACACGCCCUUCCCUGCAGGGACCUUUGUGAGGCUGGAAUUUAAGCUCCAGCAGACGAACUGCCGGAAGAAAGACUGGAAAAAAGCGGAGUGCAAAGUCAAGCCCAAUGGGAGGAAGCGGAAAUGCCUGGCCUGCGUCAAGCUGAACUCUGCAGACAAAGUCCUAGGCCGGAUGGUCCACUGCCCCAUAUUCACGCAGGUUCAGAGGCAGCCCGAGGACCAGCACGAGGCGCAGUGCGGCCGGGUGGAGCGGGCAGGGGAGGACCCCCACAGCCACUACUUCCCAGGACAAUUCGCCUUCUUCAAGGCCCUGCCCUCCAGCUGAGACCCUGGUCCCGCGACCAGGACAGCUGCCGGAGGCGACGAGUGAAAGAACGACCUCCCGUCCCUGCGCCCAGGGAGGCCGACCCCAUCAUCCCUGAGCUAAUAAAACUGCUCCCCCAGA